Selaginella moellendorffii is the source of this 3200-nucleotide messenger RNA. RefSeq lists its product as uncharacterized. The transcript is spliced from 10 exons. Bases 79 to 3186 code for a protein of 1035 amino acids. NCBI's taxonomy places the organism in Eukaryota, Viridiplantae, Streptophyta, Lycopodiopsida, Selaginellales, Selaginellaceae. The record is from RefSeq and is a predicted model, not a curated record.
GCCGAUAGAGGUAAGAGGCAGCGGGAGGAUUGGGGAGAGGAUUCGGUAGAAGCCCGAAAGAGGAGACGGCAAGAAGAGAUGGAGCAGCUGCGAUUGCUACAAGAGAGGGUGCGAUCGAUGGAGAUGAGCUAUCGUGAAUGCCCGGAGGACCUGUUCGAUGAUUUUGAAGGUUUCGAUCCUGAGUGGAAGCAGAGGUAUCUGGAUCUGCUGCUUGAGAGUUGGGACAAGUUGUCGCCAGAGCAGCAUGAAAAACACAAAGGCAUCGGCCCACGGUAUGUACUUGAAAUGGCGCUGCAACAAGUAGACAACAAGGCGCGGGAAUCAAAAGUGAGAAUGGUGUUGGAGAAGUACCCAGUGCUUCUUUUCGAAUCUUGGGAGUGUGUCCACAACAAGGUGAAGGGCGAGGAAUGGCUUGAUGAAAUCUAUAGAGCUUGCUGGUACAAGCUGACACCGGAGGAGCAGCAGCAGUACAAGGAAUUCCGUCCACAACAUGGCAUAGAGUUAACGGCGGCAAGUCGAGCAUUUGACAUGGAGUAUGAGGGCAGUGGAGUAGACUCGCUUUACGACGCCCUGAACAAGAUCAAGAAGGAGACUGAUUUUUCACGUAUCGUUGGUCUCUUCCAGUCCAGCGGCUGGGGUAAGUCGAGGGUGGUUCGAGAGUUACAUCGGAAACAGGUUUGGAUCAUUUACUUGUCGCUGGGUUCUGGCUCCUGUUAUCCUCAGCCUUCAUAUUUUAGAGAUGUUUUCCUCGGCCGUGCAAGGCAGGCACUGGGAAAUGGAGAUCACGCAGGCCAUCUCGCAUGCAUGACCUACUGUCUGGCUUAUUGGAUCGCAUGCAUUGAGGAGCUGGGUGGAGGACUAGCGAAAGAGGAGCCGUGGACGCUGCAGGUGUUUGCAAACAUGAUGACGGUAGAUGGUGGAAAGGACUUUUGGCCCGGAGUGGAGAAUCGGAUUAAAAAACUGAUAAGAAAACUUGACCAGGAACUUAAGCCUCGAGAGAAGAUAAAGGCCAGUACUCAGUUGGAACUAUGGACGACAUGGGAGACUAAAGCCACUGAUGUCUUCAAGAGGUAUAUUCGUGAGGUCCCUGCUUUGGAAAUUGGUACGGAGACAACAGGCCAACCGUUGAAGCUGCUGUUCGUCUUCGAUGAAGCCCGGUCGCUGUUACCUUCCAAAGAUGGACGGGAAGAAAACGUGUACAUCCCACUUCAAAGAUCUACACGAGUGUUAGGUGGAACAUGUUUAACUCUGUUCAUAGACACUACAUCCAGGGUCGCCAAUUUCUUAGAACCUGAGUGGUGCGAUCCUUCUGCACGGAGUCGGAAUCCGGUCCCUGGGUUUUUUCUUCCGUCUCCUUUGAUUGCCUUCUUCAAGGGAGAUAUCGGGGAAAACAGCACACUUCUGCCGGCUACGUCUACACAGGGGAAUUGUUUUGAGGAGGUGGUUAGUAACGAGUGGAUGCUCAAGUAUGGCCGACCGCUUUGGUGGUCUCUCUACCUGAGCAACCUUGCCAAGGAUCCUGAUGCAUGUGAAUCCUGCCAGGAUCUUCACCGAUGGCUUGAGAGUGCUACAGAUGCAGAUAAAGCAGAGGCGUUUCAAACGGUAUUUGGAAUUGCGCAUUAUAAGCUUACCUUGGUUACGACUAGAGAUAUCAACCGGUACAGCGAGCAUGCGCGCAUUGCCAUGUUGGGAGUCAGAUACGGGAUUUCCAUAGAUGCUUCGUCCAAACUCGUAGAGGAUUUGAUUGCGAGUCAUAUGCUGACUGGAUUGUACGUGACAAGUUGCCAAUCCCGGUUGUUUGCUGCAUGGGCAGCUGAGCCGCUUCUUUCUGAAGCUGCAUUGGUGUGUAUCCAACAGUUCAAGGAGACACCAGAUGGCUACAGGCUUCUGUUUAAGCCCUUCCAAACAUUGUUGUCUGGGGGCAUUGUAGACAAAGGUGAACAGGGGGAGCUACUUUUAAGGAUCAUACUCUUGGAGGCAGUAGACAAGGCACGGGAAAUGACUGGAGAAAAACGAUCUUGGUGUACAGUGGACGAGUUUUGCUCUCAACUGGUGAAAACGCCACUCGGCGAGCUUGCGCAGCAGAAGAAGAUGCCUCACCAGGAAAAGGUGCAAGCUGUCGCACAAGGCAAGAUAAGUAUCAACUGCUUCCGCAGGAUCUACAAAAACAAGACAGACUUGUCUGAUCUCGUUGAGGCCUUUAAAAGGCGUUGUGGGCUAGUAUGCUACCGUGGUGCGUGGGGUGUCGACAUCUUAGUGCCCAUUCAUUUGGGAGAUAUGAAGGACAGGCUGAACUUGAGCGCGCUCUUCAUUCAGGCAAAAGAUAUGAAGAGAUCGUCCGGGCUGAUUGCUCUUGCCAAAAACUCUCCACAGUUUUCAAGCCUCGGAUGUUUGGACGAGUCACCAUAUCUGAGUUUAUAUAUGAACCUCAAUUCUGGUUCUGGGAAUGUGAACAAAGUGGAUAUGGUGGCACCGGAGUGUGUUUGGAAAGCAGUUAGGAAAUGUAAGGAGGCUCAGAAGGCAGUGCAGCAGCUGGGGUCUAAGGUGCAUGAAAUUCGGAAGAAGCUAAAACGGGAGGGUGGAUACCCAAUGACAAGAGCGCGUAGGCGGGAUGGAGGGGCAGCUCAAGAAGAACAGUUUGAGAGAGAGUCGACAGCUGAACAAGAACAGUAUGAAGGGAAGAAUCCAACUCAACAAGAACAGUCUCAGAGCGAGUUGGAGUGGACAUCUGUUCUUGAAAAUCCAAUAAAUCCAGAAGAACAGCAUGAAGGGAAGAAUCUAGCUCAACAAGAACAGUCUGAGAGAGAGUUGGGCUCUGAGUGGACAACUGUUCUUAAAAAUCCGUUAAAUUCAGAAGAACAGCAUGAAGGGAAGAAUCCAGCUCAACAAGAACAGGGGGGGAAGGACGUAAUGAUUCAGCAUUGGAAAGAAUGGAUGACAGCAGACAUAAAAAAUCAGAUCAUAGUCAAAACCAGAGGGUUGGACUGCUUGUCAUUGGAUGCUGACUUGCUAAAGAUUUUAGAGGCUAUAAAGAACGUUCAGGUGUGGCCAGAAAAGAUCGUUAAGAUCAUUCCAGAAGAUGGCGCCAAGAGGCACCAGGCUAUUAAGCAGAUUUGGGAAGUGCAAGACCCAUUUCUGCAGGACAUGUUUGGGAUCUUGAACAUUAAUGACUUAACUCUAACGUGAAGUGCAAGACCCAU